Messenger RNA from Capsella rubella, 1472 nucleotides. RefSeq names its product phenolic glucoside malonyltransferase 2. The record is from RefSeq and is a predicted model, not a curated record. Lineage: Eukaryota; Viridiplantae; Streptophyta; Magnoliopsida; Brassicales; Brassicaceae.
AUGACGCUACACAUCACUGAGACACUCCGAGUCACCCCCGCCGCCGACUCAGACUCUGUUCUCAACUCAGCCAACUCGUUCUCCCUACCUUUAACUUUCUUUGACCUACCAUGGCUACUCUUUCACCCUGUUAAACGAGUCUUCUUCUACAAACUCAAAGACUCGACUCGUGAGUACUUCAACUCCAUCAUCCUCCCUAAACUCAAGCUCUCUCUCUCCCUUGUCCUUAGCAGCUACCUCCCUCUCACUGGCCACAUCACAUGGAACAUAAACGAACCCAAACCGAGCAUCGUGGUCGGUCCAAACGACGACGUUUUGGUGACUAUAGCUGAGAGUGAAGCUGACUUUUCUAACCUUUCCGGUUAUGGACAACGUCAUCUCUCCGAGUUACAUGCCUUGCUUCCCAAGUUACCAGUUACUAAUGACUCAGCCACUGCUUUCUCUGUACAAAUCACGUUGUUCCCGAACCAAGGUUUCUCCAUCGGCGUUGCAGCACACCACGCCGUUUUAGACGGGAAAACGUCAAGCACUUUCAUCAAAACUUGGGCUCACGUUUGCAAACAACAACUUGAGAACAUCCCGGAGAAUCUAGUUCCAUCUUUUGACCGGUCGUUGAUAAAAGAUCCGACAGGACUCGACGACAAGAUGAUAGACAUGGUGAGAUCUCUCAAACAGGACAAAACCAAAGUUGUCUUAAGCUUGACUCCGUUUCCCGCAAAAGAACUUGGAGACGACGUCGUCUUGGAGACUCUUGUGCUCUCUAAGGAUGACGUAGAGAGACUUAAGGAACGAGUCAAGAACGUGUCACCGAGCCUUCAUUUGUCUACUUUUGUCAUUGCCUACGCUUACACGUGGACAUGUUACGUGAAGGCACGUGGAGGAGAUGUAGAUAGAUCAGUGAGUUUACUCUUCGUAGGAGAUUUUAGAAAACGUUUGGAGCCAAAACUUCCGGCGACUUACUUCGGAAACUGCAUGUUUCCGGUGGGUUGUUAUAACCGUAAGGCGGCAGAGUUUAUGGACGAGAAAGGGUUUGUUACGGCGGUUGAGAUACUUAGUGAUUUGGUCAAAGGGUUGACUUCAAGAAAGAUAGAGACUAUAGCUGACUCUUUUGUGGAAGGGUUUGAUUAUCAGAGUUGGAGCACACAGUUUGGGACGAUAGCCGGGUCGACCCGGUUAGGAGUAUACGAGGCGGAUUUCGGGUGGGGAAGACCCGUUAAGGUUGAUAUUGUCUCCAUUGACCAAGGAGAGGCUAUCUCGAUGGCAGAGCGACGUGAUGAAACGGGUGGCGUGGAGAUUGGAAUGUGUCUUAAAAAGUCAGAGAUGGACAUGGUCGUGUCAUAUUUCAACAUUAGUUUACAAAACUAAACCUUUUUUUGUUUUGGUUUGUGUAAUGUUUAAUAAUAAGGUAAAGCAUGGUCACAAGAAAAUUGUUGGUCAUAGCUUGAAUGAAAAAGAAAUUGUGUUUGGUUUGA